CUGAGCGAUGGGAAGCUGUGCGCCACGAUCCGCUGCGGGUCAUUUCACCUGCUCGUGUUUCUAAUCAAACCCGUGGUUUUUUUUAAUGCUGCCUGGGAAGGAUGAAGAGCUUUUUGCUUCGUUGCGUUUUUCUCUGGGCGACGGUGCAGCGGAGCCACAUGCAGAUGUCUGUACCUGCCACAGCGUCCAACUGCUGUGAAGGGGACAUCCUCUUACUGCUGGACUCUUCGGGAAGUGUAGCAAACUACGAGUUCUCGCGCCUGUUGCUCUUCACCGCUGAGCUGCUUCGGCCCUUUUCAUUGGGACGUGGGCACGUGAGAGUGGGGCUGCUGCAGGUGGGCACCCAGCCUCACCUAGAGUUCAGCCUGGACGUCCACAGCAGCCAGGACAGUCUGCAGAAAGCCCUGCGGGGUGUGAGCCAGCUGCAGGGAGACACCAACACCGAGGCGGCGCUCAGCGUGGCCCAGCGGCUCCUGACGAAGACGGAGGAGAACGUGCCAAAGGUUCUGCUGUGGCUGACGGACGGAGUGCAGCCCGGAGACGUGGACGGGCCGAUGUCGGAGCUGAAGGCGCAGGGCGUUUCUGUGCUGGUUGUGUCGACGGUGCACGGCAACUUCCAGGUGUUGCAGCGCGUGGUGACGCCUCCUCUGGAGUCUCAUCUGUACUCAGUGGACAUAGACAACAUCGACAUCAUCACAGAGGACCUGAGGGAGGCCAUCAUCAAAAUUAUUCGUGCAGAACGGCUGCGCGUGGUUCACUUGACUUCCCACGAUGCUGUGCUGCAGUGGCGUCCUGUUCUGAGUGCAGACGCUGGUUUCUACGAACUCUGGUAUAGCUCUGUGAGGAAAAGCGACCCAGAGAUCAGACGCACUUUAUCAGGCGACUCCAGCAGGGCGAAGCUGAGCAACCUGCAGCCUGAGACCACCUACACGGCUUUUCUCCGCCCAGAGACCAACCACGGCCUGUUUAACACACUCUCUGUAAACUUCACCACACUUCCUGAUAUUCUGAGCCCGGCAGUGGUGUCCUUGUCAGAUUCUGGCCCUCGUCAGAUCCGUGUCAGCUGGGGUCCCCUGCAGCCAGCUCGCGUACAGAGCUACACGGUGGAGUACGGAGCUAUUCCAAGCGGACGCGUCCAAACUGUGACUUUACACAAGCAGAAAAACUCCACUUUACUGACCGGCCUGGAGCCCAGCACUCAGUAUCUGGUCACCGUCAGCGCUCUGCACGUGGAUGGAAAAGAAAGAGCCAUGUCUGUGAGGGCGUGCACUCAGGAAGCAGCUCUGCCUGCGCUGGCCGACCUUCAGCUGGCCCCGGUGGCGCGACAGGAGGCGGAGGAGGUGCACGUAGCGUGGAAAGCCUAUCAGGAGGGGCUGAAAGGCUACUGGGUCACCUGGGAGAAGGAAAACCUCCACAGCUCAGCCUCAAAGCCCCCCAUUUCCACCAUCUACCUGCCUCCUACCUCCCGCUCGACGCGACUCACCAACCUCGCGCCAAACAGCCGAGUGUGUGUGUCCCCGGUCUACAGCUCGGGCCGAGGAGACGGGAUAUGCUGCACUGCAAAGACUCACACAGAUUCCAGCCAGUGGGGUUAACAACCAGACUCUGCAACAAUCAGGCAGCUGGAGCAAGAAAUGAGUGAAAUCGAGCAUUUUCAGUGCUGGACACAGCAGAUAGCUUGUAUAGGACUGAAAAGUACUUUUUAAGUGAUCUUGAAAUGAAAUGUAGUGACAGAAAAA
Messenger RNA from Stegastes partitus (bicolor damselfish), 1739 nucleotides. RefSeq names its product von Willebrand factor A domain-containing protein 1. The transcript is spliced from 6 exons. Gene Ontology annotation, molecular function: protein binding. Lineage: Eukaryota; Metazoa; Chordata; Actinopteri; Pomacentridae. Bases 102 to 1595 code for a protein of 497 amino acids. The record is from RefSeq and is a predicted model, not a curated record.